CCAAUCGGAACAGAGAGCUGGUGAAAUCUCGUUCAGUUAGGGCUCAUCCCCAGGUAUCGCGUGGUUUCGUUCGUGGCCCUGCGCUAACAACGGCUGCAGUAAAAGCAGCUUAAUUUGCAGCUCUGCAGGAUAUCCAUGAUGAGUUAUGCGGAAAAGCCGGAGGACAUCACCAAAGAAGAGUGGAUGGAAAAGCUUAACAAUGUGCACAUACAGAGAGCAGACAUGAAUCGACUCAUCAUGAAUUACUUAGUGACAGAAGGUUUUAAAGAAGCCGCAGAGAAAUUCCGGAUGGAGUCGGGAAUUGAGCCCAGUGUGGACCUGGACUCACUGGAUGAAAGGAUAAAGAUACGGGAGAUGAUACUGAAAGGGCAGAUCCAGGAAGCCAUUGCUUUGAUCAACAGCCUCCAUCCGGAGUUGCUGGAUACCAACCGAUACCUGUACUUUCAUUUGCAGCAGCAGCACCUUAUUGAGCUGAUCCGACUGCGCGAGACAGAGUCUGCAUUGGAGUUUGCGCAGACGCAGCUGGCCGAGCAGGGUGAGGAGAGCCGCGAGUGCCUGACGGAGAUGGAGCGCACGCUGGCCCUGCUGGCCUUCGACAACCCGGAGGACUCGCCCUUUGGGGACCUACUCAACAUGACACAGCGGCAGAAGGUUUGGAGUGAGGUCAACCAGGCCGUGCUGGACUACGAAAACAGGGAAUCAACGCCGAAACUCGCCAAACUACUGAAGCUCUUACUGUGGGCCCAGAAUGAACUUGACCAGAAGAAAGUCAAGUAUCCUAAAAUGACUGACCUUAGCAAAGGAACCAUUGAGGAUCCAAAGUAACGGCAGCCUAGCACUGAUGCACUGUGGAGACAAGCCGUCUGAUCUCUUCCUGUUUAUAAGCAGUUAUUGACUGGACCCUAUAUAUAUAUACAAAAUAUGUAUGUAAAAUAGUAAUGGCAAAAAAGGUAUAUCAGAGAAAUUUCCCCUUAUUUGAAAGAAUUUGAUUGUGCAAAGUGUAUGUGGUUGAAUUUUAAAGUGAUCCUUUAGGUAAGAAGUAAACACUUUAACCUGGCAUUUUAA
Messenger RNA from Paramormyrops kingsleyae, 1065 nucleotides. RefSeq names its product glucose-induced degradation protein 8-B homolog. Gene Ontology annotation, molecular function: protein binding. Lineage: Eukaryota; Metazoa; Chordata; Actinopteri; Osteoglossiformes; Mormyridae. The record is from RefSeq and is a predicted model, not a curated record.